This is a messenger RNA of Penicillium odoratum, 1527 nucleotides long. RefSeq names its product cytochrome P450. The record is from RefSeq and is a predicted model, not a curated record. The transcript has 5 exons. Lineage: Eukaryota; Fungi; Ascomycota; Eurotiomycetes; Eurotiales; Aspergillaceae. Gene Ontology annotation, molecular function: heme binding; iron ion binding; oxidoreductase activity, acting on paired donors, with incorporation or reduction of molecular oxygen. Bases 1 to 1527 code for a protein of 508 amino acids.
AUGAUCUCGCCAGUGGAUAUUGUAACGAAUCUAGCCCUUUCAGUGGCGAUUCUGUUCGUCUCUCGCUUCCUUUGGAACUAUAUUCGCUCCCCGUUGAAGUCCUUCCCGGGCCCUGCUAGUGCCAGUUUCACUAAUAUCUGGCGACUGCAAGAUGUCUUCAAGGGACGCUGUGAUAUCACGCAUAAUGAGCUGCACCGCAAGUACGGACCUGCUGUGAGAAUGGGUCCGAAUGUUCUGAGUCUCUCUGAUCCGGGCUUGAUCAGCCAAGUUUACAACACCAAGAAUCCAUGGAUGAAGAGUGACAUGUAUAACGCCAAUGAUGUCGUCGUUGGGGGAGUUCGUUUGAAGAAUCUCUUCUCGAACCAAGAUGAAAAGUGGCACUCGGUAUACAUCCGUCCGAUUAAGAAUCUGUACUCUAUGAGUCGGGUUCAAGAAGUCGAGCAGAAUGUGGACAUCACGAUCAAUUUGCUGCUUGAUAAGCUCCGUGCCAAUUUCGUUCGUACUGGCAAGCCCUGUGAAAUGACCGAAUGGAUCAACUACUUUGCUUGGGAUUGUAUGAGCCAGGCCACCUUCUCUCAAGAUCUCGGAAUCCUCGAAGCAGGCAGUGAUCACCAAGGAUUCGUGGGAAGAUCAAACAAAACCCUCGACUACUUCGCUUCAAUCUGCCAAAUCCCCCUACUAGACAUGGUCUUCGACAAAAACCCAAUCAUGCGUAUCGGACCCCCCGGCUUCGCCUGGGCAAACAUCUUCAGCGUCGAACAGCUCCAAAAACGCUACCAACAAGGCGAAACAACCCAAAAUAACGACUUCCUUUCCCGGUUCCUUGAGAUCAAAAAGAAAAACCCAGAGCUAGUCGACGACAACACUGUAAUCCUCUACCUCCUCUCUAACGUCCUCGCCGGUAGCGAAUCAACAGGAGCAUCCAUGUGCGCUGUAAUCUACUACGUCCUCAAGAACCCAGACGUAUAUAACAAGCUCCGCGCUGAGCUUCGCGGCGCGAAUCUCUCCCUCCCGGCAAAGUGGAAAGAUAUCCAAGGACUAAAGUACCUCGAAGCCGUGAUGCGGGAGGCAAUGCGCAUCCACCCAGGCGUUGGUCUUAUGAUUGAGCGUAUUGUCCCGAAGGGCGGAUUUAGUCUUCCUGAUGGUCGAUUCGUUCCUGAGGGCACGGCCGUAGGAAUGAAUCCGUGGGUUAUUAAUAAGAAUGAAGAAGUCUUUGGUGAGAAGACUGAUAAGUUCAUUCCGGAGCGUUGGCUUCAGCGUCCCGAGGAGACGGAUGAGGCUUUCCAGACGCGUUUCUCAAAGAUGAAGGCAUCUGACUUUGGGUUUGGGGCUGGGUCGCGUGCUUGUUAUGGGAGGUACUUAUCGCAGUUUGAGAAUUAUAAGCUCAUUGCGACGCUUUUUAGCUCCUUUGAUAUGGAGUUGCCGAGUCCGGAUCAUGAGUGGCAGAUUAUUAACUCGUGGUUUGUGAGACAGAAGGAUAUUCCUGUUCGGCUGACGGAGCGGACGGAUAAGAUGGUAUCUGUUUGA